AUGUUUUUAAAUGGGCAAUCUUUCGAAUAGUUGAUCUAAAGGAUGAACACCUUUGAGGAAAAACUAAAGAACAGACCUGAUAUAGUCUUAGCCAAAUACUUUAAGAUACAGAAGACUAAUGAUAAAUCUAAAUGUUCAAUAUGUGGCAAGACUAAUUAAAAGUCAAUCAUUACUCCUUGCAAUCAUAUAUUCCAUCCCAAAUGUAUAGUUGAAAAGAUUAAGAACAAGUAAUUGAAAUGUCAAGAUUGUGAUAAAACUUAUGGAAAUCCUCCUUAACCUCCUGGUACAUUCACCAAAUAGAUCAUCAACCAAUCUUGUUCAGGAUAUGAAAAGACUUAGACAAUAGAAAUUGUUUAUGAUAUCCCUAAUGGAUUGCAAAAUGGAAUACAUUAUAGAGGUACUAAACAAACUUGUUACAUACCUAAUACGAAAGAAGGAGAAGAAUUAGCAGAUUUAUUAAAGACAGCAUUUGACAAAGGUCUAGUGUUUACCAUUGGAAGAUCAUUAUAGGAUGGCCAUAAGUAUCAAGUCUAAUUUAAUGAUUUGCAUCAUAAGACCAGUUUGAAUGGAGGCAAAUAUGGCUAUCCAGAUGCUACUUAUAUUAAUAGAAUGAUAUCAGAAUUAAAACAGAGAUUAAGUUGA
Messenger RNA from Paramecium octaurelia, 642 nucleotides. The record is from the annotation of a GenBank genome assembly. Lineage: Eukaryota; Ciliophora; Oligohymenophorea; Peniculida; Parameciidae.